AUGCCACCAAAAAAGGGAAAGAAGGGAAAGAAGGGUGGCGACGAUGAGGACUUCUGGGCCGACAAGGACCAGGCAUUCGACUCCAACGUUGCCACUCCCAACAAUGAGCCAUCGUUCGGUGGCAGCGGUGGUGGCGCGUUCGACGCUCUCGACGACGACGAGGAGGGCGGUGGUGGCCUGAUGGCGGCCAUCGCUGCGGCCAAGAACAUGAAGAAGGACAAGAAGAAGAAGAAGUCCCAGUUCGCGUUCGAGGACGAGGAGGCCGCCGAGUCAAAGGAGGCCGAGCGAGCCGACAUGGACGACGAGUGGCCCGAGGACGACGUCAAGCCCAAGAAGGGAAAGAAGGGGAAGAAGGCCAAGAAGAACACCUUCGACUUUGACGACGACGACGCGGAGGCUGCUGGCGAGCCGGAGGCGCCCGCCGCGGACAACUUUGCCGACAAGGCGGCGGAGAAGGCCAACCUUGACGAUGAGUGGCCGGAAGAGGACGUCAAGCCCAAGAAAGGCAAGAAGGGCAAGAAGGGCAAAAAGCAACAGGUCGAGGAUGACGACGACGACGACUUCCUCGAGAAGGCCGCUGCGGAGGCCGCUACCGCCAAAGCAGCCGCUGAGGCGGAGGCUGCUGCAAAGGCUGCUGAGGCCGCUAAGGCUGCCGCUGCCGAGGAGCCCGAGGACGAUGACGAGGAGGAGGAGGGCGGCGCCAACAGAAUCCUCACCAAGAAGGAGAAGGAGAAGCUGAAGAAGGAGAAGGAGAAGGCGAAGAAGAAGGCGCAGGCCGCCAAGAAGAAGGCUGCCGCUGAAGAGCCUGCCGAGUCUGCCGCUCCCGAGGCAGUGGCCGAGGCAGUGGCGGAGGCUGAGGAGGAGCCCGUCGCGGCCUCUUCGAAGAACAAGAAGAAGAAGAAGGGCGCUAAGGCUGAGCCUGCCGCUGCUGCCGCCGCCGCGCCUGCGGCCGGCAAGAAGGUGCCUGCGCAUAUUCUUGCCAUGCAGGCUGCGAUGGCCGAGAAGAAGCGUGUGGAGGAGGAGGUGGCUGCCAAGGUCGAGGCUGAGCGCCGGCGUAUUGAGGAGGAGGAGCGCCGCAUCGAGGAGGAAGAGGCGCGCAUCGCCGCGGCCAAGGAGGCCAAGAGGGAGAAGGAGCGUCUCAAGCGCGCCCAGGCCAAGGCUGAGGGCCGUGUGCUCACGCCGGCACAGAAGCGUGAGCGCGCUGCCGCCGAGGCCCGCAAGCAGGCGCUGCUUGCGUCUGGCGUCGUCAUUGCUGGUCUGCAGAAGGACGGCGAGAGCAAGCCCAAGGCGCGUCCUGUCUACGGCAAGAAGAACACCAAGAAGCAGCAGCAGCAGCAGACCCCAACCGCUUCCGGCGCUGCUACUCCAACCGCUCCCGCGUCGCCCAAGAAGACCGAGACGGAGCUCAAGAAGGAGGCGCCCAAGCCUGCAGCCAAGGACGAGUCGGAGGACGACUGGGACAAGUCGGACGGCGAGGUCGAGGCUGCCACUGCCGCUGUCAAGGACCUCAAGGUCAAGGACGAAUCGGAGGACGACUGGGACAAGUCGGAGGACGAGGAGGAGGAGAAGCCCAAGCCGGCUGCCGCCAAGGCUGCGCCUGCCAAGGCUGCUCCUACCAAGGCCGCUCCUACCAAGGCCGCUCCCCAGGCCACCGCGAAGCCUGCCACCAACGGCAAGGCGUCGGCCAAGGCGCCAGUCGAGGAGUCAGAGUCGGAGGAGGAGACUGAGUCUGAAGACGAGUCUGACGACUCCGACGACGAAUCUGACGAGGAGACCGACUCGGACUCUGACGACGAGAUCGAGCAGGCCAAGGAUCGUGCGCGCAUCGCCAUCUCCGCCCGACGCAAGGCUGCCGAGGCCCAGCAGAGCAAGACGGACCUCCGCUCGCCCAUCUGCUGUAUCCUGGGUCACGUCGACACGGGUAAGACCAAGCUGCUGGACAAGAUUCGUCAAACCUCGGUCCAGGAGGGUGAGGCUGGUGGUAUCACUCAGCAGAUCGGUGCCACCUUCUUCCCCAAGGAGGCGCUCGUCGAGAAGACGAUGGCGGUUAACAAGAACGGCGAAGUCGACGUGCAGAUCCCCGGUCUGCUCAUCAUUGACACGCCUGGACACGAGUCGUUCACCAACCUCCGUUCGCGUGGUUCGUCGCUGUGCAACAUUGCCAUCCUCGUCAUCGACAUUACCCACGGUCUCGAGCCCCAGACCAUCGAGUCGCUCAACCUCCUCAAACUGCGCAAGACGCCGUUCAUCGUCGCUCUCAACAAGAUCGACAAGCUCGAUGCGACCGAGUGGAAGGUUCACCCCGACUCUGGCUUCCGCGACACGCUCAACGCACAGAGUCCACGUAUGCAGCGCAUGUUCGAGGACCGCCUCCAGCACGUCAAGAUGCUGCUCAUGGAGCAGGGUCUCAACUCGGAGGUCUACGACAAGAACACACAGCCCGGCCGUGUCGUCUCGGUUGUCCCCACCUCGGCUGUCACUGGCGAAGGUGUGCCCGACCUGCUCGCGCUCCUCGUCAAGCUCACCCAGGACCGCAUGACGGGUUCGCUCAUGUACCUCUCCGAGGCUGAGGCCACCAUUCUCGAGGUCAAGGUCAUCGAGGGUCUCGGCACCACCAUCGACAUUGUGCUUGUCAACGGUGUGCUCCGCGAGGGUGACAAGAUCGUGCUGUGUGGCAUGAACGGGCCGAUUGUGACAACCGUGCGAGCACUCUUGACACCACAGCCAAUGCGUGAGCUGCGUAUCAAGUCGGCCUACAUCCAUCACAAGGAGGUCAAGGCUGCGCUCGGUGUUAAGAUCUCAGCGCCUGGUCUCGAGAAGGCCAUUGCUGGUGCACGCAUGUACGUCGCCAAGAACGCCGACGAGGAGGAGUACUACAAGGACCUGGCGAUGGACGACCUCACCUCGCUCGACCGGUACGUACAGAAGACUGGCCGCGGUGUCUUUGUGCAGGCGUCGACGCUGGGUUCGCUCGAGGCCCUGCUCGUGUUCCUCAAGGACAUGAACAUUCCCGUGUUUGAGUUCGGCCUUGGCCCUGUGUACAAGAGCGCCGUCAUCCGUUCCGGACUCAUGUUGGACCGUGCUCCCGAAUAUGCCGUCAUGCUCUGUUUCGAUGUGCCGGUCACCUUUGAAGCCGAGGAGCAGGCCAAGAAGGAGGGUGUCAAGAUCUUCUCGGCAAUGAUCAUCUACCACCUCUUUGACGCGUUCAAGAAGCACAUGGAGGAGGUGCGUGAGGCGCGCAUGAAGGAGGCGGCACCGAUGGCCGUGUGGCCCGUCAAGCUUAAGAUUCUCAAGGCCUUUGCGUCCAAGGACCCUAUUAUCGUGGGCUGCGACAUUGUCGACGGCGCAACGGCGCGUGUCGGUACUCCAGUGGGCGUCGUGCGGUAUGACAAGGAGACGGGCAAGCGUGAGAUCAUCCCGCUCGGCAAGAUCACCUCGCUUGAGAUCAACCACAAGCCGAUGCAGGUCGUCAAGAGAUCGCAGGUCGGUGCGGGUGUCGCAGUCAAGAUUGAGCGUGCGGCCCACCAGGCGGCGCGCUCCUACGGGCGACACUUUGACGACAAGGACGAGAUUGUGUCGCUCAUCUCGCGCCAGUCGCUUGACACUCUGAAAAACACGUUCCGCGACCAGGUCGAGAUGUCGGAUUGGGCCUUGUUGAAGAAGAUGAAGAUCGAGCAGGGCGUUGCAUAA
This is a messenger RNA of Cutaneotrichosporon cavernicola, 3690 nucleotides long. RefSeq lists its product as uncharacterized. NCBI's taxonomy places the organism in Eukaryota, Fungi, Basidiomycota, Tremellomycetes, Trichosporonales, Trichosporonaceae. The record is from RefSeq and is a predicted model, not a curated record. Gene Ontology annotation, molecular function: GTP binding; GTPase activity; translation initiation factor activity. The coding region runs from base 1 to 3690 and encodes 1229 amino acids. Gene Ontology annotation, biological process: translational initiation. The transcript has 5 exons. Gene Ontology annotation, cellular component: mitochondrion; cytoplasm.